ACACACAUUAAAACCUCAAAUUACUGUGUGGAGUUCACUUCUACUACAGACCAUCGUUGUGAUAAUGUGAUUUAUUAAUAUUACUGCAGUCGCGAAGGGUUCAAAUUCAUACCUCCGUUCUAUCAAUGUACUUUGAUUUGGUACACAUGGGGUUAAUCAGUGAAACUCUCUCGCUGCUAAUUCCAGAAGCUCUGCCUUAACGGAGUUAGCUAAUUGAUUUUUCCCCUUUCUCUUCAAAAAAUCACAUUGCAUACCAUCAUGUGACUCCAUUCUCCCAUAACUUUUAAUGAGGACUGAUUAAAUUCUCAUGAAGCAUGCGACUGUGCAACACGAUUAUACUCAAAGCACGGUGAGGAUUGGAGGAUUUCUUGAUAUCUCAUAUUUGAUUGGCUACUUCGAUGUCUAUCGUUCCUACUCGAUCCGGCCUAGGUUGUCAAGAUUAUAUGCAGUGGAAAUCCAGUAUAAAAAGUUUUAUACAUUGGGUUUUUAUUUCUUCAUUUUUUUAGUCCAAUACUCGUCUUCCCUUUUCUCUUUCCAGACUUUAAACGACUUUUUGUGUAAAUGGCAGGAGAAUUAAUAAUAUUUUCCCAUGGGAAAAUGAGAGGGCACCUCACUUUGUCACUCAUCACAGUGGCACUGCUCGCUUCAUUCGGCUCCUCCAUGCUGUAUGGCUACAACCUAGCAGUGGUCAACUCCCCCACGGAGCAUAUUAAAGAGUUCUACAACAGAACGUGGCUGAGUCGCAACCACACAGAGCUGAGCGAGGAGACCCUCACACUCCUGUACUCGUUUACAGUGUCAGUGUUUGCCAUCGGGGGGCUGCUCGGAUCCCUGCUGGUGGGCAUGCUUGUGACGAAGUUCGGGAGAAAAGGGACAUUGGUGUACUGCACAGUGCUGGUCUUCAUUGCGGGGGGUCUGAUGGGCUUCAGCCGGAUCUGCCACUCCCCGGAGAUGGUCAUCAUCGGGAGGUUUGUUACGGGGAUCCAUUCAGGGAUCUGCCUGAGUGUGGUACCAAUGUACCUGGGAGAAAUCGCUCCUAAAAACCUGAGGGGCUUCCUGGCUCUGGUGCCGAGUAUCUUCAUCUGUCUGGGAGUGUUUUUAGCACAAGUCCUAGGGCUCGAAGAGCUGCUUGGAAAGGAGGCGUACUGGCCCCUGUUCCUGUCUCUGGUGGUGGUGCCAACCUUCAUACAGCUCAUGCUGCUGCCCUGGUUUCCAGAGAGCCCACGAUACCUGCUCAUCGAGAAACGAAACAUCCACGCCACCAUCACUUCCCUAAAGUGGUAUCGCUCCAAGUGUAACAUCCAGGCGGAGAUUGAGGAGAUGCAGGAGGAGCAGAGCUCUCUCUCCACGGUGGAGACAGUGACAGUGUUGGGCCUCAUGAUGGACAAGUCUGUGCGCUGGCAGUUCAUCUCCAUCAUCGUCAUCAACAUGGGCAUGCAGCUAUCUGGCAUAGAUGCGAUCUGGUUCUAUACUAACACCAUAUUUGCGAAUGCCGGGAUUUCCAAACCCCAAAUCCAGUACACAACAGUGGGAACUGGAGCGAUUGAGGUCAUUUCAGGACUGAUAGGGUGUUUUACUAUUGAAAAGCUGGGCAGGCGCCCAUUGAUGAUCGGUGGGUUCAGUGUUAUGGGAAUUGGCUGUGCUGGAAUUACACUCUCCUUAGUCUUACAGACCCACUUUGCCUUCAUGCGCUACAUUAGUAUUGCUUGUGUGGUGGCAAUUAUUGCUGGCUUCUGCAUAGGACCAGCUGGCGUCCCGUUUCUCAUGACAGCUGAGCUUUUCAAACAGUCUCACAGGCCCGCGGCCUACACUGUGGGGGGAGCCCUGAACUGGAUGUCCAAUUUCACUGUGGGCUUCGUCUUUCCCUUCCUGCAGAUGUCAGCCGGGUCCUUCUGCUACCUGGUGUUUUGUGGGGUCUGCGUGCUUGUGGCAGUGUAUGUUCACUUUGUCAUCCCUGAGACUAAAAACAAAACCUUCAUGGAGAUCUGCCAGAUGUUUGCCAGUAAAGAGCCCCUCCUUUCAAAAAGCCCCUCAGGCAACCCCGACGAGCUCAAACUGAAGAAGUUCAGUGGCUACGGAAUGCUGGAGAACGGCUCGGUGGAAUUGGACAGCUCUAGGUCCUACCCCUGAGAGAGAGAGAGAGGGAGAGCUUACAACUACAGCUGGACCCACCAGCACCAAAUGUUUUUGGGUGACAAAUAUGGAUAUUAUGUUAAUUUUUGUAGAUGCGAUAUAUAUUCUUACAGUAGGCUUAUCUGAACCCCACUAGCCUGAACUGACCUAUAACCUGAACCAUGCCACAGAAUGAAAUGCAUGUUGCAGCUGAAGAAAGCAAACUUCAAUAUCAUAAUUCUGUGAUGAGCGAGUAAAAGAAAUUGCAGCUGUCUCUGUUAUUUAACAAUAUCCUUAUAAAUCACUAAUAACCCCUUUAAUAAAACACAAA
Molecule: messenger RNA, 2443 nt
Organism: Polyodon spathula (Mississippi paddlefish)
Lineage: Eukaryota; Metazoa; Chordata; Actinopteri; Acipenseriformes; Polyodontidae
Product: solute carrier family 2, facilitated glucose transporter member 5-like
Exons: 12
Coding region: 562-2130 (522 amino acids)
Biological process (GO): monosaccharide transmembrane transport
Cellular component (GO): membrane
Molecular function (GO): hexose transmembrane transporter activity
Source: RefSeq, a predicted model, not a curated record